This is a messenger RNA of Polychytrium aggregatum, 1197 nucleotides long. RefSeq lists its product as uncharacterized. The coding region runs from base 85 to 1050 and encodes 321 amino acids. The record is from RefSeq and is a predicted model, not a curated record. Lineage: Eukaryota; Fungi; Chytridiomycota; Chytridiomycetes; Polychytriales. The transcript has 6 exons.
CUCGGCCGUGAACGAAGCUGUUGGCCAAAAUAAGCUGCCGCUAACAGCGCUGGGCUCCACUCCCAUAGCUGCAUUGCAUCCAAGAUGCUUCGUUUCUUGAUGAUACGCAGAAGCACCAAGAUAUCGCAGUCGGUUCUGCCGAACAAUCUCCUGCUCACGAUUGUAGCAGCCAUCUUGGCGAUCAACACUAUCAUCACCCUGCUCCUUGAUAUACUCUCAAUCCUGUCACCAGUCAAUGUGGCAACAAGCGCAGAUGGGCUCAGCGUCUAUACAUUGUGCAUGGCAGCCGACCCCAGCAUCAACAGCAUCGUCAGCGGCCUUCAGAUAGGAUUCAACUCUGGAGUAUUUCUGGUUUCGGCAGUGUAUGCCGUCGAGCUGCGAAACUCGAUCUGCUACAGCUAUGAGGUCAAGUGGAUCAUGGCAAGCUCGAGCCUCGUCACGAUGAUCUACCUGCUCUUUGCAGUGUUCACGAAUGUCUUUGUGUCAGCGGGGAUGCGCUUGGCCUUCCACUUUCUGCUUGGCAUAGCACUCGUUCCCCUGGUGGUUCCCGUCUACAUGACCGUCACGUUCGGUCACGAUUCAACAGGCGCGAUCGCCGAGAUCCGAAAGAAUAUGAGCAAAGGCGCUUCAACCGCUACGCAGAGCAGCAGGGUGACCAACAUGGAAAUAGGAUCGGCGGUCAAAUCGCGAACCGACUCGGCAAUUACAACAACGCUCUUCUCGACAGUGAGACUGUCGCGACACAGCCGAGACCUUGAGAGUGGCAAGAGCGAUGUUGGUAUAUUUGACCUCCAUGUGGUGGACAGACGCAUAUUCAUCUUCUCCCCGAGCAGAGCGGGUGCCCGGGAUACUGCAGCAAUCGCUUCAUAUGUGUUUGAGAUUCCUUUUGCUACAGUUACCUUGGGGUUACUUAUUGGCGACCAAUAUGAUGAAAACGACACUAUGGCACCACUCCGUAGUCACAAGCCCGAUGAAUUGCUGACUAUCUCCGAUGCCAAAGUCACUUACAAGGUCGAGAUUGUCCACUCACGCGAGUUGCAGGGCAAAUGAACGGCCUCGAUGGCGGUGUCGUUGCCGGUAGAGCUCACGAUACAGCAUAGAGGCAGCAGAACCGCUCCAUCAAUCGCUGCGAUCGACCUUGAGUUGCGAUAGAAGUAUUGGAGGCAGCUCAGUACUGAUCAAUAUCAAGCCCGUCAC